AGAAAAAAACCCAACCAUGACGGAUGUUGCUGGUUCAACUGUGGCUAACAUGUAUUCCGUGCCAUCAGACACUAAGAUCUCAGAGAUCACGCCUACAAUCACGCCCACACACCCGCCCUCUGAUGAGAUCACGCCCACUGACGAGACGAAAGUGGGGGCGGCCCACGCUCUCAACAGACUGAGUGGCGACUAUGGCCAGACCUUCAUACCUGACCCAGAUAGUGAAGGAGGGCGAGGAUACAUACCCUUCGUGGACUACAGUGGGAGGGACUAUGCUCCUGUACCAAAUGGUCGUCGUGCCUCCUUCAACGACCUUGCUCCUUACACCCAUUUGCCGCAUCUGACUUCUUUGUCGUCUGCCACACCAGAUUUUUGUACAAUUAGGAGAGGUACCAGAGGAAACGACCUGGCUGCUGAGAACGACAGGAGUCUAUUGAACACGACCAACUACCACAUCUCAACGUUGGGACACAACGGUGAUUCCCACGCUCUUUCUCGCCGCUCCACCUACUGCACGGCUCACGCCACAACCUAUACCUCCCCCCCACCUCCUCCAUACCAAAAGAACUUUACAAUCGAGUCCCCACUGGAUGGCACGUCCCCCAUGGGGACCACAUCCCUAACCCUUCCUAAUUCUAUCGUCCACGCUAAUGAGCAUGGGUCCCCAGAGGCGAAAUAUAUCUUCUCACCUGAGGCCAUGAUGAAACCUGGCACACUGGUGUGA
Cherax quadricarinatus is the source of this 724-nucleotide messenger RNA. NCBI's taxonomy places the organism in Eukaryota, Metazoa, Arthropoda, Malacostraca, Decapoda, Parastacidae. The record is from RefSeq and is a predicted model, not a curated record.